Fusarium keratoplasticum is the source of this 2694-nucleotide messenger RNA. RefSeq lists its product as uncharacterized. The record is from RefSeq and is a predicted model, not a curated record. NCBI's taxonomy places the organism in Eukaryota, Fungi, Ascomycota, Sordariomycetes, Hypocreales, Nectriaceae. Gene Ontology annotation, molecular function: oxidoreductase activity. The transcript has 6 exons. The coding region runs from base 1 to 2694 and encodes 897 amino acids.
AUGGCGGAUCAACUGAGAUACGACGGCCAGGUUGUCGUCGUUACAGGCGCUGGCGGUGGUCUUGGUAAGGCUUAUGCCACCUUUUUCGGAUCCCGCGGUGCCAGCGUUGUCGUCAACGACCUCGGCGUUUCCUCCAAGGGCGAGGGAACCUCUUCAAAGGCUGCCGAUGUCGUCGUCAACGAGAUCAAGGCCGCCGGCGGAAAGGCCGUCGCCAACUACGACUCGGUCGAGAACGGCGAGCGCAUCAUCGAGACUGCCAUCAAUGCUUUCGGCCGAAUCGAUAUCCUCAUCAACAAUGCCGGUAUCCUACGAGAUAUCAGCUUCAAGAACAUUAAGGAUGAGGACUGGGACCUUAUCAUGAAGGUCCACGUCAAGGGUUCCUACAAGUGCGCCCGCGCCGCCUGGCCUCAUUUCCGCAAGCAAAAGUAUGGCCGUGUCAUCAACACAGCCUCUGCUGCUGGUCUAUUUGGCAACUUUGGUCAGACAAACUACUCUGCUGCCAAGCUUGCUAUGGUUGGCUUCACCGAGACUUUGGCCAAGGAGGGUGCCAAGUACAACAUUCUAUGCAACGUCAUUGCGCCCGUUGCUGCCAGCCGAAUGACCGAGACCAUCAUGCCUCCUGAUGUUCUCGCCAGCCUGAAGCCCGAGUGGGUGGUGCCUCUGGUUGCCGUCCUGGUUCACAAGAACAACACCCAGGAGACUGGUGGUAUCUUUGAGAUUGGCGGUGGACACGCUGCCAAGCUCCGAUGGGAGCGAUCCAGUGGACUGCUCCUCAAGGCUGAUGAGUCUUAUACACCUGGAGCCAUCAUCAAGAACUGGAACAAGGUUGUUGACUACUCCAACCCCCAGUAUCCUACCGGUCCCAACGAUUUCCUCACACUGCUUGAGGAUUCCAUGAAGAUGGGUCCUGCUGAGCAGGGUGAGACCCUCGACUUUACCGGCCGAGUUGCCCUCGUGACCGGUGGUGGUGCUGGUAUCGGACGAGCUUACGCUCUGGCCUUUGCCAAGUAUGGUGCCUCUGUCGUGGUCAACGAUCUCGUCAACCCUGACACUGUGGUUGAGGAGAUUAAGAAGCUCGGCGGUAAGGCUGUCGGUGUCAAGGCUUCGGCUGAGGACGGUGAGGCUGUCGUCAAGGGCGCCAUUGAUGCCUUUGGCCGCGUUGAUAUUGUUGUCAACAACGCUGGUAUCCUCCGAGACAAGGCCUUUUCCAACAUGAACGACGAUCUCUGGGAUCCUGUGAUGAAUGUUCACCUUCGUGGCACCUACAAGGUCACCAAGGCUGCUUGGCCUUACUUCCUUAAGCAGAAGUAUGGUCGUGUGCUGAACACUACUUCGACCAGUGGUAUCUAUGGCAACUUUGGCCAGGCCAACUAUGCUGCGGCGAAAUGCGGUAUUCUCGGUUUCUCGCGAGCCCUCGCUCUUGAGGGUUUCAAGUAUGGCAUCUAUGUCAACACUAUUGCUCCCAACGCCGGUACCGCCAUGACUGCUACCAUUAUGCCCGAGGAGAUGGUCCAGGCCUUUAAACCCGACUACAUUGCUCCUCUCGUUCUUGCCCUGUGCAGCGACAAGUGCCCCGAACCUACUGGUGGUCUCUACGAGGUUGGCAGCGGUUGGUGCGGUCAGACUCGAUGGCAGCGAACUGGUGGCUACGGCUUCCCCGUUGACGUUCCUCUUGUGCCUGAGGAGGUUGCCAAGCACUGGAAGGAGAUUGUCACCUUUGACGGCCGGGCAGACCACCCCUCCAAGAGCUCGGACUCGAUUGGCAAGAUCAUGGCCAACCUGGAGAACCGAAGCAAGGGUAAGGAGGGUGAGAGCGAGCACCUCAAGAUUAUCAACGAGACCCUCAAGAAGGAGGGUAACCCCACCGAGUACAAGUAUGAGGAGCGAGAUGUCAUUCUCUACAACCUCGGUGUUGGUGCUAAGCGCACCGACUUGAAAUAUGUCUUUGAGGGCGACGAGAACUUCCAAGUCAUUCCCACCUUUGGUGUCAUUCCUCCUUUCAACGCCGAGAUGCCUUUUGACUUUGACACCAUUGUUCCCAACUUUUCGCCCAUGAUGCUUCUCCACGGAGAGCAGUAUCUUGAGGUUCGCAAGUACCCUAUCCCCACAAAUGCCCGCCUUGUCACCCGAGGUCGCCUCCUCGAGGUUAUCGACAAGGGCAGUGCCGCCAUUGCCAGGACUUCGACUACUACUGUUGAUGCUGCUACUGGCGAGGAGAUCUUUUACAACGAGAGCAACAUUUUCCUCCGUGGAUGCGGUGGCUUUGGCGGCCCUAAGCGUGGCAAGGACCGUGGUGCUUCUACUGCUGCCAACAAGCCUCCUGCUCGGGCACCUGAUGUUGUUGUCGAGGAGGCUACCAGCGAUGACCAAGCAGCCAUUUACCGCCUCAGCGGCGACUACAACCCUCUUCACAUCGACCCUGCCUUUGCCAAGGUUGGUGGUUUCAAGGCUCCCAUCCUCCACGGCCUUUGCUUCUUUGGCAUUGCCGGAAAGGCUGUCUACGAGCGCUUUGGUGAAUUCAAGAACAUCAAGGUCCGCUUCGCCGGUAGUGUCAUUCCCGGCCAGACUCUGGUGACUGAGAUGUGGCGCGACGGUAACAAGAUUACCUUCCAGACCAAGGUCAAGGAGACGGGCAAGCUCGCCAUCGCAGGUGCUGCGGCAGAGCUGGUGGAGGCGCCAAAGAGCAAGAUCUAA